Molecule: messenger RNA, 1115 nt
Organism: Paralichthys olivaceus (Japanese flounder)
Lineage: Eukaryota; Metazoa; Chordata; Actinopteri; Pleuronectiformes; Paralichthyidae
Source: RefSeq, a predicted model, not a curated record
GUAUCAAUCAAGGCAGCUGUUACAGAAUCAACCAUUUCCCUGACGACAACGACUACGACACAGACAGCUCUGAAUACCUGCUGCGUAUAGUACGUGCCUCCAGUGUGUUCCCCAUCCUCAGCACCAUCCUGCUGAUGCUGGGAGGGUUGUGUGUUGGCCUGGGCCGAAUCUACAACAAGACAAACAACGUGCUCCUCAGCGCAGGCAUUUUCUUCGUCGCUGCAGGUCUAAGCAACAUAAUCGGAAUCAUCGUCUACAUCUCCAGCAAUGCAGGAGAUCCCAAUGACAAACGUGAUGAUGACAAGAAGUACACCUACUCCUACGGUUGGUCUUUCUACUUUGGCGCCCUCUCCUUCAUUGUGGCCGAAGCUGUGGCUGUCCUCGCCAUCAACAUCUACAUCGAGAGAAACAAGGAGGUCCGCUGGAAGGCACGGCGCGAGUUCAUCCGCUCGCUCUCCUCAUCCUCCCCUUACUCAAGGAUACCGAGCUUCCGCUAUCGCCGGCGGACGUCGCACGCCAGCUCUCACUCUACGGAGGCAUCACGGGAGAAUUCUCCAGUGGUCGGGCUGAAAGGGAUGCCAUCUUCAAGCGGUCCCCUCGACGAGCUCUCCAUGUACGCCCUGGCGAGGGACAGCGUGGCGGAGAACACGUACAGCCCUGAACAUGAGGCUGCUGCUGAGUUCCUGCAGGUCCAUAACUGUUUUCCCAAUGAUUUAAAAGACGGGGUAAAUCGCAGGACCACACCGGUGUGAUGGAGCAUGUUGCCGGGCUCGGGGAUGAACAGGAAAUGAUGAAAAAGUCACAAGGCGGACCUGCUGGAGCCUGAGUGCCUGUGAUGGCCUGCCAUGAUAGAGGCCCAGUUCUCAGAGACUGGUCCCUCUGGAAAAUGAGCAGAGGGAGGCGACAGGACAGUCAGCUGAUAGGAGGAUGAGCCGUUUGGGAGAACUCGAUUAUUUACCUGCUUUUAGGGGCCACCAAAGCAGAAUAGAGUGGCCAUUGUUCGUCGCCAAUGCAAAUUUUGUGUUAUCUUUCAACUGUGUUAAAAAAUACUUAGGUGAACAGUGUGUGGAUCACAACCCUUGAUUGUGUAGUAGUUUGUGUAAUGGUCUCUCAAC